AUGCGCACAUCUACAUGGAAGAUCAAUCCUCAUUGUAUUCAGGCUGGAUAUACUCUGAGGGAGUGUGUCACAUCAGGUUCCUCCUCUUCCAUCCUGGAGCUCACCUGCUUAGGGCCUUUCAGGUUGGUGGGAGGAUCCAGUCGCUGUGCAGGAACACUGGAGGUGAAACAGGGAGACUGGAGACCAGUGGAUGGCUCUGACUGGACUCUGAAGGAAGCAGCAGACUCUGUCAGGCUGGUGAAUGGGACUGGUCUGUGUUCAGGACGACUGGAGGUGAAAUCUGGCCAGUCUAACCAGUCGUGGUCCUCAGUGUGUGAAGAUGACUUUGACCAGCAGGAUGCAGAGGUGGUCUGUAGGGAGCUGGGUUGUGGGGCUCCUUCAGUCCUCCAGGGGGCGCUCUAUGGAGAAGUGGAGGCUCCAAUGUGGACCAAAGAGUUCCAGUGUGGAGGUAACGAGUCUGCUCUCCUGGACUGUAGAAGCUCAGACUCAGAUAGAAACACCUGCUCAUCUGGCAAAGCUGUUGGACUCACCUGCUCAGAUCCUGUCAGGUUGGUGGGAGGAUCCAGUCGCUGCACUGGAACACUGGAGGUGAAACAAGGAGACUGGAGACCAGUGGAUGGCUCUGACUGGACUCUGAAGGAAGCAGCUGUCGUCUCCAGAGACUUGGACUGUGGCUCUGCUAUUUCAGCAGGAAUAAGAAAUGAGGCCUUGCUCAAAUCUGCAUGGAAGAUCAGUCCUAGCUGUAUUCAGGCUGGACAUUCCCUGAGGGAGUGUGUGACAUUAGGUUCCUCUUCCUCCAUCAUGGAGAUCACCUGCGUAGACUCUGUCAGGCUGGUGAAUGGGACUGGUCUGUGUUCAGGACACCUGGAGGUGAAGUCUGACCAGUCUAACCAGUCGUGGUCCUCAGUGUGUGAAGAUGACUUUGACCAGCAGGAUGCAGAGGUGGUCUGUAGGGAGCUGGGCUGUGGGGCUCCUUCAGUCCUCCAGGGGGCGCUCUAUGGAGAAGUGGAGGCUCCAAUGUGGACCAAAGAGUUCCAGUGUGGAGGUAAUGAGUCUGCUCUCCUGGACUGUAGAAGCUCAGACUCAGAUAGAAACACCUGCUCAUCUGGCAAAGCUGUUGGACUCACCUGCUCAGAUCCUGUCAGGUUGGUGGGAGGAUCCAGUCGCUGCACUGGAACACUGGAGGUGAAACAGGGAGACUGGAGACCAGUGGAUGGCUCUGACUGGACUCUGACGUCAGCAGCUGCCUUCUGUAGAAACCUGAACUGCGGCUCUGCUAUUUCAGCAGGAAGGAAAGAGGACUCCUCCAACAGAUCUGCAUGGAAGAUCAACUUUGACUGUGUUCACUCUGGAUCUGCUCUGAGAGAGUGUGUAACAUUAUUGUCCUGGUCUUCCUCCACCCUGGAGCUCACCUGUUCAGAUCCAGCAGCUUUUAUCAUCAGAUUGGUCGUCCUGCCGCUGAUUCUGCUGUUGUUCAUCACUGUCAUCUAUUUCAUCUUUAAGACCACCAGGGGGAAGAAGCCAGGCCAACAGGAGAACAUCGAGGUGGAUUAUUACAACCUCAGUGUUUUCAGAAAUGAAGGAGGAUCGGCUGAAGAGGAAGGAGCCCAGGCAGAAGAGUAG
Messenger RNA from Epinephelus lanceolatus (giant grouper), 1623 nucleotides. Lineage: Eukaryota; Metazoa; Chordata; Actinopteri; Perciformes; Serranidae. The record is from RefSeq and is a predicted model, not a curated record.